AUGUACUAUUUAAUCAAACAUGAUCGCAAGUUUAUGACAUUAUCAACGAAAGUGAAAUGAAAACGAUUAGAACAGGCAAAAAUGGACUAAUAUUCUUAUGAUAUAUUUCUACGUGUGUGACUGUUGGACUACCGAUUUUUUGCACAAUAAUAUUUUGGCUUUAGUGUAUAUUUUUACUUGUUUGUUGAUAUAUUUAUUUGUGCGAGGUCUCUAGAUAGUAGUCUGAAUAUCGGUCAGUUUACUAUUGGGAACGCAGAAAAAUAAACAAGAUGGAGACUGCAACAACCCUUGUGGAUAGCAAGGAUAUUUCUACAAACCUGCAAAUCCUUCAGGACGUGGACGGGAAAAUAAUUCCCAAAACCGAACCGGACACUUGCGAUGAUGACGCGACUUCUGAUGACGACGAUGAGGACUCUUCCGAGGAAACACCGACCACCACUACAACGGAGGAACCAAAUCCGAAAGACGCCAAGAAACCCGGAGUUGGGGUUCGGCGUCAGGAAAAGCCUCCUUACUCGUACAUUGCUUUGAUCGUGAUGGCCAUCCAAGCUACCCCUAACAAACGAUGCACAUUGAGUGAAAUUUAUAAUUUUCUUCAACAAAGGUUUCCAUUUUUCAGAGGAACAUACCAAGGUUGGAAAAACUCUGUCCGACAUAAUCUAUCUUUGAAUGAGUGCUUUAUCAAAUUACCUAAGGGCCUCGGUCGGCCCGGGAAAGGACAUUACUGGACCAUCGACCCUGCAGCCGAAUUUAUGUUCGAGGAAGGUUCCUUUCGUCGCCGUCCAAGAGGAUUCCGAAGAAAAUGUCAGGCUCUGAAGCCUUUCGGAAUGAUCGGAAUGAAUGGGGUGACUCCCGCUGGAUCUCCAAUGCUAGGGUCCCAUUAUGAUUUUUUUCAAAAUACAAAUAUGAAUUCUAUGAACAUGCAAUGUGCAGUGAACUCCUCGCAGCCCUAUGACACGUCAGGGAUGAUGACGUCACAACCCACAGGACUUCACCCAUCAAGCUAUUCCACUGUUCAGCAUCAGUACAAUCAAAAUUGUAGUUUUAAUUUACCCGGGAGUGGAAGAUUCGGGUCCAGUUGUGCUAUGUCCGGAUUAGAGGGGGAUUAUGUUCAGAGUGGACCCUCGGGUAAUCUCCCCUUAUAUGACAGAGACCAUAAUAUGCAAGGUCUUUCCAUGGCGUGGACAACGCAACGUUUUUCCAAACAGCAACCCCUUAGUCCGGCGGGAAGCACAGGUUCCGUUCCCAGUAUAUCUCCAUCCGGUUCCGGGGAGCCUUCACCAUAUGUUACCAACACCAUUACCACAUCAGAACCUAUGGAUCUAGCUCUUGCAGGCAUGCGACUUCAAGCACCUUCUUAUAGCCAGAAUACGUCUUGUGACAGGAAGCCAUAUUUUGGACACUAUGGAACAAAUGCAAUGAAUUCGGCGCUGCACCAUGCGCCAUAUUAUACCGAGAAAUGUGUCAUGUGACUUCGCUGAUCGAAUGAAGAAUUUGCUCAGAACAAAAUCUCGUCUCAUUGGAAAGCGGAAAUAUUUUAUAAAACCAAAAAAAUAUGAUACAUGUAUGAUUCUGGUGAAAAAUGGACUGUGUGUGUUAGUAAUUUAAUGUUGUAUGUGACAUUUUGAUAAUAUUCAUUGUAUUUUUAGCAAUUUGACAUGUGGAUCUUAUUCUAUACAAUGUAUUGUAUAUUUCUAUAUAUAAACUUACACAAAAUAUUCUGA
This is a messenger RNA of Magallana angulata, 1724 nucleotides long. Its product is annotated as forkhead box protein F1-like. The record is from RefSeq and is a predicted model, not a curated record. Gene Ontology annotation, cellular component: nucleus. The transcript is spliced from 2 exons. NCBI's taxonomy places the organism in Eukaryota, Metazoa, Mollusca, Bivalvia, Ostreida, Ostreidae. Gene Ontology annotation, molecular function: DNA-binding transcription factor activity, RNA polymerase II-specific; RNA polymerase II cis-regulatory region sequence-specific DNA binding. Bases 270 to 1472 code for a protein of 400 amino acids. Gene Ontology annotation, biological process: regulation of transcription by RNA polymerase II; animal organ morphogenesis.